AGAAUUGAAAGUGAAAGUUUGUCUGAGCGACAGAACAGCUGCACGUCUCUCUGCUUCUCUCUAAAGAAACACUCGACUGAAUCCAGCAGCUUUUCUCAACAACACAGCAGAACUUAUUCCAAAUACUGAGUAGACAUGUCUGCUGCCAGCUGUCUGCUGACUGAAGAUCAGUUUCUGUGCUCCAUCUGUCUGGAUGUGUUCACUGAUCCAGUCGCCAUACCAUGUGGACACAACUUCUGUAAAGCCUGCAUCUCUGAACACUGGGAUAGAAAUGUCCCGAGUCAGUGUCCCAACUGCAAAGAGGUUUUCAACAUAAAGCCUGAGCUGCGCGUCAACACUUUCAUCUCUGAGAUGGCUGCUCAGUUCAGACAGUCAGCUCAACAGAAAGCCUGCAGCAGCAGCUCAGAGCAACAAGUUGUCAAACCAGGAGAAGUUCCCUGUGACGCCUGCACUGGAACCAGACUGAAGGCCCUGAAGUCCUGCCUGGUGUGUCUGGAGUCCUACUGUGAGACUCACCUGGAGUCUCAUCUGACAAGAGCAGGUCUGAAGAAACAUCAGCUGAUCGACCCUGAGGAGAACCUGGAAGGCAGGAUGUGUGUGAAGCACGAUAAACUGCUGGAGCUGUUCUGUAAGACCGACCAGGUGUGUGUCUGCAUGCUCUGCACUCUUUUAGACCACAAGACACAUGAUGUUGUUCCUCUGAAAGAAGGAUAUGAAGGAAAGAAGGCUGAGCUGGGGAAGACAGAGGCUGAAAUUCAGCAGAUGAUCCAGAAGAGACAACUGAAGAUUCAGGAGAUGAAUCUCUCAGUGGAGCUCAGUAAGGAAGGAGCAGACAGAGAGAUAGCAGAUGGUGUUCAGGUCUUCACCGCUCUGAAGGAGUCUGUUGAGAGAAGCCAGGCCGAGCUCAUUGACACCAUCAAAGAGAAGCAGAGAGAGACAGAGGAACAGGCUGAAGGCUUCAUCAAAGAGCUGGAACAGGAAAUCUCUGAGCUGAAGAAGAGAAGCUCUGAGGUGGAGAAGCUGUCACGCUCUGAAGACCAGCUCCACCUCCUCCAAAGCUUCACGUCCCUGAACGCUGCUCCACCCACCAAGAACUGGACAGAAGUCAGGGUCCGUCCACCUUCCUAUGAGGGGACUGUGGUGAGAGCUGUGACUCAGCUGGAGGAGACACUCAGUGAACAGAUGAAGAAGCUGCUUGAGGUGGAGCUGAAGAGGGUCCAGCAGUAUGAGUUGGAGGUGACUCUUGAUCCUGAUACAGCACAUCCCAACCUCAUCCUGUCUGAUGAUGGAAAACAAGUAAACUGUGGUGAUGUGAAGAAGAAUCUCCCAGAUAAUCCAGAGAGAUUUGAUCCUUGUGCUCGUGUCUUAGCAAAGCAGAGUUUCUCUUCAGGUAGAUAUUAUUACGAGGUUCAGGUUAAAGGGAAGACUGAGUGGAUUCUAGGAGUGGCCAGAGAGUCGAUCAACAGGAAGGGAAGCGUCACAGCGACUCCUCAGGAUGGUUGCUGGAUAAUAUGGCUGAUAGAAAAUGAGUACGAAGCGCUUUCUGGCCCUCCAGUCCGUCUCUCUCUGAAGUCUCAGCCUGAGAAGGUGGGGGUGUUUGUGGAUUAUGAGGAGGGUCUGGUCUCCUUUUAUGAUGUUGAUGCUGCAGCUCUGAUCUACUCCUUCACUGGCUGCUGCUUCACUGAGAAACUCUACCCAUCCUUUUGUCCCGGUCUUAAAAACUCUGCCCCUCUGAUCAUCUCUCUUGUCAACCACACCGGGUAGAAUAUCCAUUUGAUGUUUUGUUUUUCUCUGAUUCGCUACUUACUUCUAUAAUUUGCAGAUUUUACGAUUUACAGAAUAUCAUCCACUGUCCAGUUAAUUCUAAUGGCUGCAUUACCUGCCUUAAACAAUGUUAAUGUUAAAUAAUGUUUAACAAUCUGCUUUUGUUUGAGAUGUUUUAAUGUAUUAAUUUGUACAAUACUUGCAACAGAGAUGUCAAUCAUUAUAAUUGAAAGGAACAGUGUAGUUUACCGAUUCAUUGUAUGUUGUAUGUUUGUUCAUACAGCAUUUGAUGCAUCAAUGUGGUGUUUAUUUGCCUAUGAAGAGUAUCAUUAGGGUGCUUCAUACCAGUUUCCUUAACAUUAUUAGGGUGUUUAAUGGAUGAUAUUUGCUAGAUUCUGGGAUCAUAGGUUUAAUGUUUAUGUAGGACUAUCAUUAAAUAGAUCUACAAUUUACAUAUAUGCAUUUAAGAAAUUAUUUUGGUCUUAGUUUGCCAUUUUUUAGAUCAUCGAUCCAAUUUAUUUGAACAUGAUUAAUAACCAUUUGUUAAAUCACUGCUGAUUCCUCUUGGUUUCUUAACAAACAAAACAAAAAGUUGCUGACUAAAUGUGAUGUAAACUUAUAGAAAUUGUGUUAAUUCAGCAUGCAAUUGUCAAUGUUGGGUUUCAUGGAUUUCUGUAUUAUUUAAGUCAAAACUAUGAAUCGGACCGACUGAAUCAUCUGUUUGUUAAAACACCAAAAAGUAGAAAGAUCGGCAUUUCAUAUCCUGCCUCACUGGCUCAUAUUUAUCAACACAAAAGAGAGACUUAAAAUAUCUAAUUAAUUAUCUAAAUUAACAUAUUUUAAACACCAAUCUCAUUCACCAAAAUAUAUAUAUAUAAAAUGGAAUAUAUUGUGUUAAUGUUUUUUUCUUAGAACUCACAGUUUAAGGGUUUUCUUGAGGAGCAAAACUGGCUUAAAAUGUACAACAAAGCAAUUCCUUGAUUUUAAUUAGAUUAAUUACAAAAAAAUGGUGUUUAAAAAAAAAAGGUGUUUUAAAAAGAAUGCUUACUUUUAUUGAUCGUUAUUGUUUACCCAACACACAUUUGUUUUUGACUACUUCCUGUUAUAGUUACAUGGGUGUGGUUCAUGGUAUUUAGGUCACUUGUAUGUCAGGGUUGGUGAAAAGACGUAGGGGUAAUUUGGCUGUAAUAUUUUCUGUUGACUGUAUGUUCCAUCUUCAGUUAUACUGUAGUUGGUUUUAUUUCUUUAUUAAACAUUAUUAAACUUCA
Trematomus bernacchii (emerald rockcod) is the source of this 3032-nucleotide messenger RNA. RefSeq names its product E3 ubiquitin-protein ligase TRIM21-like. Bases 136 to 1764 code for a protein of 542 amino acids. Lineage: Eukaryota; Metazoa; Chordata; Actinopteri; Perciformes; Nototheniidae. Gene Ontology annotation, molecular function: zinc ion binding; protein binding. The transcript is spliced from 3 exons. The record is from RefSeq and is a predicted model, not a curated record.